Lodderomyces beijingensis is the source of this 3639-nucleotide messenger RNA. NCBI's taxonomy places the organism in Eukaryota, Fungi, Ascomycota, Pichiomycetes, Serinales, Debaryomycetaceae. The record is from the annotation of a GenBank genome assembly.
AUGAAUGAAAAGCGGACUCACGAAGAGGAGAAUGUUGAGAAAAUCGAGGAAAUCGAAGCCGAUCCCAAGAAGAAUGUCUUUAUGUUUGUGCGGUGGAAAGAAGACUGGUUGCUUUUCACGUUGGGGGUGUUGUUCAUGUCCAUUGCAGCCACCAGUACUCCAUUAAACACAUGGUUGUACGGUGGCAUUAUGGGGAAACUACUGGAGUAUUUCCUCAAAAGGAUUGACUCGUACGAGCAGUUUAUCAACGAAUGCUUGUUCCUUUGCGGAAUGAUUAUGGUUGUAGGGGUGGGCAAGAUGGUCUUUGUCUUGCUCGGCGUAUACGUGUGGAUGUUGUUUGGCGAAAAGCAGCAGCAAAGAGCCAGGGCCAUGGUUUUCCGGAAGUGCCUCAAUGAAGAUGCAAAUUACUACGAUCUCAACCCGAAUAUCAUGGGCAACUUGACCCAGGUGAAUAGGUGCAUUGAAGAGGUGCGGUCAGGUACAUCAGAGGUCAUUGGAGAAACCGUGCAAACGCUUGCAUUGAUUAUCGGUCUCACAGUAAUGUCAUUCUAUCAAUCGUGGGCCAUAACUUUGAUCAUCUUGGCCUCGGCACCAGUAAUGGCAGCGGUAUCGUGGUAUUUUGGAAGACGCACUUGCAUAUGCCAACAAGACGAGAAUGAAAAAUCAUCUAUGGCGAGUAAAAUAUUGGACUGGUGCUUAAUAUCCCCCACCAGUGUCCGCGUGUUUAAUGGCAAGUACGUUGAAAUUGUCAAGUUCACCAAGUUUGUACAGCAAUCGGCCCACGCCUAUUACGGCGUGGCAAAUGCAAUUUCGGCAAACACGGGUUUUUUGAAAUUCAUCACCUUGAUGAUGUUUGUGCAAGGCUUCUGGUUUGGGAACUACUUGUUGUCGAGAAACAGCAUCUCCAUCAACCAAUUGUUUACAUGCUUUAGCUCGUGCUUGAUGCUAGGCCAGGCUGUGUCGGGGAUAAGCCAGUUAAUGGCUAUUAUGAACACGGCGCAUGCUGCUGCUGGACGAGUAUCAACUUAUUUGCAAGGGUAUGUCGACAAGGGUUUUCCACCUCGGUUGAUGUUAUUCCCGGGAACAUGUUUUGGUGGGACAACUUUUGACAACGUCAGUUUCAAAUAUCCUGCAAGAGACAAUUUAGUGUUGGAUGGUGUAACUUUUACUAUCCGCGAGGGCCAGAUGAACUAUUUGGUGGGAAGCUCGGGCUCGGGGAAAUCCACCAUGCCGUUGCUAUUAAUGAAAUUGUAUGAACCCUCCUCGGGCUCGAUCACGGUGGAUGGAUUCAACGUGAACUUGCUUGACAGUGCUUGGGUUUCUCAAAGUAUCACGUUGGUGCAGCAAGCGCCAAUGAUAUUCGACGGCACCGUUAGAGACAAUAUAGCAUUGGCUGUCGUUGACGAGUACGAUUCACUUGAUGCGGUUCCCUUGGCCCAAAUCCAAUCAGCUGCGGAAUUUGCCAUGUUGGAUGUGGACUUGAACUUGAAAGUAUCUGCUACUUCAUUAUCUGGCGGACAACAACAACGGCUUGCGAUUGCGAGAGCGAAAUUAAAAGACUCGCCCAUCUUGAUCUUGGACGAGUCGUUUAGUGCAUUGGACUCCCAGGUUAAGUUGACUUUGAUUCGGAGAGUAAACGCUUGGAGAAGAGGGAGAACGACGAUCCAGAUUACACAUGAGUACAACUACAUUGAGCCGCAUGAACAUGUCAUUUUGUUAGACAAGGGGAGAAUCGUAGGAGAGGGCCAGUUUUACAAAUUUGCUUCCGAGUCUAUUGUCACGGCUGAGCCAAGCGACAAGAGCCUGUAUGAAGACACGACAGCCCCCACGACUAAGCUGAUUUCGAGAGGCAUUUAUGAAGAAAAACAAGACGAAGAACACGAAGAACAAGAAGAAAUAGGCGCAGAGAAAUCUGAUAGAGAUGAACAAUUGAUGGGCAUCCUUGCCAUUCUUAAAUACUGCAGUCACACCAUCGAUGCCAAACUUGCAAUUGUCACAGGCAUCACACUCUCGGUCUUGGAAGGUGGCGCAUCGCCCGUGUUUUCAUACUGCUUCUCAAGGUUGCUCUCUACCACAAUGUCUGCCUCGAUUGGGCUCGAUAUGUCGCGGGAGAUUGUCAAGUGGUCAGUCGUUUCCACCAUCAUUGCCUGUUUUAUUGGCGUGACAGCGUACGUGUCGCGGUUCUUGUUGACGUAUUCCGCUGAACGAUGGGUCAUCAAAUUGAGGAAACUUGUCUUGCGGAGAAUCAAUGGGCAAGACAUGUCCUAUUUUUUCCGUGGUGACAUCAAGCCGGCAAAAGUGACAACUUUGAUGAUGAACGACACAAGAGACUUGAGGAACUUGGUUAGUUCGUUUUUGUCAAUUAUCAUCACUUUGAUCACAAUGGUCUUGGCUGGUAUUAUUUGGUCUAUCGUUUCUGGAUGGAAGCUUGCCUUGGUUGGUGUAUCGUUUGUGCCGCUCAUUUUCCUCAUCACGAGUGCAUACGGAAGAAUAUUGGAAUCGGCAGAAAACAGGUACAAGACCUCGGUGGCGACUCUUGAAUCACACCUCUAUCAAAUGGUCACUUUGAUAAAGACCAUUAAACUUUACCACAUGAACAGGUUCUUUGAGGAAGGUUUCAAAGCAAAUUUAAAAGACUUGCACCACCAGGGCAAAUACAGAGCAUUUCAAAACGGUGCUGGAAUGGCAAUCAACGAGUUGGUCACCGCGAUAGCAACGGGUGUCAUCUUGUAUUUUGGCAUGCAACUUACGGGGAAAUUUGAAUAUACCCAUGGCCAGCUCAUGAGUGUAGUGACAUUGUUAACAUUCACUUUGGCCAACGCUUCCAAUUUAAUUCACGAGUUACCCGAGAUCACAAGGGGGCAAAGGGCAGGUACCUUUAUCGUGAACUUGCUUGAAGAAACUCCAUUUUCCAAAAUUGAAAACGAUGGUGAAUUGAUUCCUCGCGCACUGCUGACCAAUGAAAUUUCAUUCAACAGCGUGUCGUUCAAAUACGACGAGUCCAAGUAUAUCCUCCGCAACGCGUCCUUUGCGAUUCAAAAGGGCCAAUUAGUUGGAUUAGUUGGGAAAUCGGGCAGUGGCAAAUCGACAGUAUCGUCACUAAUUCUACGUUUAACUGAACCCGAGUCAGGGGUGGUGCAGAUCUACGAUGAAGACAUUUCAAAAGUCAACGUAGAUUGGUUGAGAGAAACAGUGAACAUCGUGCCGCAGUUUCCCAAAUUUUUCGAAGGUUCCAUAUUGGAGAAUCUAGAAUACGGAAUCAACCCAACGAGACAAGUCGCCAUGGACGAAGUCAACGAGUACCUUGACUUGUGUGGGAUGUACGACUUUGUAGUGUCGUUACCAGAGGGGGUCCACACGCGAGUAGGCGAAGGUGCCAACACGCUACUUUCAGGGGGCCAACUACAGAGAUUAUCCAUUGUUCGAGCGCUCUUGAGACGUCCCAGGAUCUUGAUUUUCGACGAAUGCACGUCGAAUCUUGACCCUAAAAACACGAAAUUGAUCAUGGACUUGAUCAUGAAUUUGAAGCAUCGGUACACUAUAAUCUGUAUAACCCAUGACGAGCAGAUGAUGAGCUGCAUGGAGAGGCUCUUUAUAUUGGAAAAUGGUUCAAUUCUCGAAAGUCGAGACAGUCUAUAA